Molecule: messenger RNA, 1904 nt
Organism: Aspergillus neoniger CBS 115656
Lineage: Eukaryota; Fungi; Ascomycota; Eurotiomycetes; Eurotiales; Aspergillaceae
Product: carboxylesterase family protein
Exons: 3
Coding region: 40-1707 (555 amino acids)
Source: RefSeq, a predicted model, not a curated record
GCCGCACACAAUCACCAUCUUGCGGUGUAAUUGCUUACUAUGCAUCUCCGCAAGAAAGGCUACAUACUUCCCCUCAGUCUUCUCUCCUCUAUCUCAUCAUACGCUCACUCCAAAUCCUUACCCAUCGUAGAUCUGGGAUAUGAGCUACACCAGGCAUUUUCUCUCGAUCAAUCAACCCAAGCCUAUAACUUCAGUAACAUUCGCUUCGCCGCACCACCUGUAUCUACCCAGCGCUUUCGCCCACCGCUGCCUCCAUCAGUAAACAGAAUCGAAAUCCAGAAUGGCUCCGUGGGACGCGUCUGUCCCCAAGGGGAACCUAUAUGGUCAACAGAAAUCUUAAUCCCGUUUAUUAAAAGCAUUUUGACGGACACGCCGUUUAAUGGGUCUGAUGAUAUAAGUGAUUAUCCAAUUGUCUGGCCGCCCGAGGAUGCAAGAAUCACGGAAGAUUGCCUUUUCUUGGAUGUGGUUGUGCCCAAAAGCGUUUUUGAAGGGUCAGAGGCUGCGCCGGUGCUGGUUUGGUUUGAUGGAGGAGGCUUUGUCACUGGUGAUAAGACAGAGGUACUGCCUACGGGACUUUUGGAGAGGGGUUCGGAGAUUGGAAAGGAUUUUGUGUAUGUUGCAGUGAAUUAUCGGCUGGGGGCAUUUGGGUGGCUGUCUGAUGGCGAGGGCCUGGGCAAUGCUGGGCUUUAUGAUCAACGCUUAGCAUUGGAGUGGGUGAAGAAGUAUAUUAGUCUGUUUGGUGGUGAUCCUGGGCGAGUGACUGUCAUGGGUGAGUCUGCUGGAGGUGGUUCUAUCGUCCAUCAAUUGGCAGCAUCUACGGGGGUGGAGAGGGAGCUACCUUUUCAGCAGGCGAUUAUUCAGAGCCCAGGGUGGUAUAUGCAAGCAGUUGAAGUACAGAAGUCGACUUUACAACACUUCCUGGAAUUAUUGAACGUGACCUCUCUCGAAGAGGCCCGUCAACUUCCAUCAAAUCAGCUGAUUACUGCUAAUGCCUACCAGAUAGCUACUACAUCUGUGUACGGAACAUAUACUUAUGGGCCGGUUAUUGAUAACACAUUCAUAACAGAUCUUCCAAGCAGGAUUUUACUGGAUCCAGAUUUCAAAUGGAAGAACAUCCGCGUGAUGACAAGCCACACAAUCAAUGAAGGGCUGACUUUCACUCCGCCAGCAGGCAUGAACAGCUCAGCCUUCCAAUCCCUCAUCGAGACUUAUAUUCCAAGUCUAUCACCCGAAACUGUGGAUCAAAUCGUCCAAUAUUGGUAUCCCCCGGUCUACAACGCUUCAUCCUUAUCCUCGGAGACAUUGGGAUAUAGCGAUCCCUUAGAGCGGACAUCGGUCUUCAUGAGCGAUGCAUUCUUUCAAUGCAAGACCCUCUACCUCGAUAAUGUAUUCGAUACCUCAUACGCGUCGGUAUUCAGCGUGCCACCGGGUGUGCAUGCCCAAGAUGUGGCAUUCAACUUCUGGGACCAUUCCCAGCCCGAUACGGAACUGGGGCUAUUCAACGCAAGUCUCGCGCUGACCAUGCAGGAUUAUAUCAUUACGUUUUUGAAUCAAGGCUUUCCCACUUCGGCCGAGAAUAUGGCCAUCGAGUGGGAGAAAUACUCGAAAGAUGGGCGCGUGAUGAAUCUGGGACUGCAAGAUAUUGCGAUCACCUCCGAUACUGUGGACUCGGACCGGUGUCGAUUCUGGUGGAACAUUACUGGAUGAAGAGAAUGUAUGCCUUUUCCACACUAUCGCCCCGUUUCAUUUUUCCUGCUGGUUAGUCUGGGCCCUGCAGAAUCAGUACGGUUAUUUGGUGCUUAUAACUGAGUUGGAUAUCGAAUGCAACAGCAAUCUGCUACUCUGUCAGUGAUCAUCACGGCCUUGAGCCGCAUUUGAACCUCUCAAAAUUCAGGACCCGGAGA